Messenger RNA from Anolis sagrei ordinatus, 2357 nucleotides. The record is from RefSeq and is a predicted model, not a curated record. NCBI's taxonomy places the organism in Eukaryota, Metazoa, Chordata, Lepidosauria, Squamata, Anolidae.
CCUGAUUGCCGGCUGCUUCCACGAUGGGCUCCUGCUGUACGCCAUGGCCCUGAACGAGACCCUCAGCGAAGGCGGCACCAAGUACAACACCAGCCGCAUCCUGGAGAAGAUGAAGGGGCGCCGCUUCCAGGGUGUCACGGGCACCGUCAGCAUGGACGAGAACAACGACCGCGACACCGACUUUGACCUGUGGGCCAUGGCGGACGUGGAGAGCGGGGAGUACCAGGUGGUGGGGCACUACGUGGGGCCGGAGAAGCAGCUGAACUGGUUGGGGCCCAUCCACUGGGUGAAGGGGGCCCCUCCCUUGGACAACCCCCCCUGCUUCAACAAGGACGAUCCCUCCUGCAAUAAAAGUCCCCUGAACACCUUGGCGAUUGUGGCCCUGGGGGCCGGCAUCACCUUCAUCAUGUUUGGCGUCUCCAGCUUCCUCAUCUUCAGGAAGCUGAUGCUGGAGAAGGAGCUGGCCAGCAUGCUGUGGCGCAUCCGCUGGGACGAACUGCAGUUCGGGAGCUCCGAGCGCUACUACAAGGGGGCCGGCAGCCGGCUGACCCUCUCCCUGCGAGGGUCCAGCUACGGAUCGCUCAUGACGGCACACGGCAAGUACCAGAUCUUUGCCAACACUGGACUCUUCAAGGGGAACGUCGUGGCCAUCAAACAUGUCAAUAAGAAGCGCAUUGAGCUGACGCGGCAGGUGCUCUUUGAGCUCAAACACAUGCGGGACAUCCAGUUCAACCACCUGACCCGGUUCAUUGGGGCCUGCAUUGACCCUCCCAACAUCUGCAUCGUGACCGAAUACUGCCCUCGGGGUAGCUUGCAGGACAUUCUGGAGAACGAGAGCAUCAACCUGGACUGGGUCUUCCGCUACUCCCUCAUCAACGACAUCGUGAAGGGCAUGGCCUUCCUGCACAACAGCAUCAUCGGCUACCACGGCAGCCUCAAGUCGUCCAACUGCGUGGUGGACAGCCGCUUCGUGCUCAAGAUCACCGACUACGGCUUGGCCAGCUUCCGCCAGAGCAGCGAGAGCGAGGGCAACCAUGCCUUGUAUGCCAAGAAACUAUGGACGGCCCCAGAGCUGCUGCAAAGGGGGCAGCUGCUCCUCUCCCCGCUGGCGAUGCAGAAGGCCGAUGUCUACAGCUUCGGGAUCAUCCUGCAGGAGAUUGCGCUGCGCAAUGGGGCCUUCUACGUGGAGGGCAUGGACCUCAGCCCCAAGGAGAUUGUGCAGAAGGUGCGCAACGGCCAGCGGCCACACUUCCGGCCCUCCGUGGACCUGCGGCUGCACAGCGAGGAGCUGGCCCUCCUGAUGGAGCGCUGCUGGGCCCACGAGCCUGCUGACCGGCCCGACUUCGCCCAGAUCAAGAUCUUCAUCCGACGCUUCAACAAGGAAGGCAGCACSAGCAUCCUGGACAACCUGUUGUCGCGCAUGGAGCAGUACGCCAACAACCUGGAGAAGCUGGUGGAGGAGCGCACCCAAGCCUACCUGGAGGAGAAGCGCAAGGCCGAGAACCUCCUCUACCAGAUCCUGCCCCACUCUGUGGCCGAGCAGCUCAAGCGCGGAGAGACGGUCCAAGCGGAAGCCUUUGACUGCGUCACCAUCUACUUCAGUGACAUCGUGGGGUUCACCUCCCUCUCGGCAGAAAGCACCCCCAUGCAGGUGGUGACCCUCCUUAAUGACCUCUACACCUGCUUUGAUGCCAUCAUCGACAACUUUGACGUCUACAAGGUGGAGACCAUUGGGGAUGCCUACAUGGUGGUCUCAGGGCUGCCGGUCCGGAAUGGGAAGCUACAUGCGCAUGAGGUGGUGCGCAUGGCCCUGGCCCUCCUGGAGGCCGUCACCACCUUCCGCAUCCGGCACCGGCCGGGAGAACAGCUCCGCCUGCGGGUCGGCAUCCAUUCCGGACCCGUGUGCGCCGGGGUGGUGGGCCUCAAGAUGCCCCGCUACUGCCUCUUCGGAGAUACUGUCAACACCGCCUCCCGCAUGGAGUCCAACGGCGAGGCCCUGAGGAUCCACGUCUCCUCCUGCACCAAAGAGAUCCUGGACGAAUUCGGCUGCUUCGAGCUGGAACUGAGGGGGGACGUGGAGAUGAAGGGCAAGGGGAAGAUGCGGACGUACUGGCUGCUGGGGGAGAAGAACGUGGUGGUCAUCUGAGGCGGCCCCCACCCCCUCCCACCUGAGAGACCCCCCCAUUUGGGGCACAGAGCAGUGGCUCCACCCACUGAGCGCCUGCCGCCGCCGCCGUCACCAGGACUCCCUUUCCUUGGAGCACGAGCCCCCUCCCCAGCAACGAUAGCGAGAGCGCGCCAAACGCAAACGCCUUGGAGCAAUAACGCCCCCCCGCCAAGAGAGAGAGAGACGGACA